Linnemannia hyalina is the source of this 2547-nucleotide messenger RNA. The record is from the annotation of a GenBank genome assembly. Lineage: Eukaryota; Fungi; Mortierellomycota; Mortierellomycetes; Mortierellales; Mortierellaceae.
AUGCUUCAGAUCCCUCCGAGCGUGGCCUUGAAAGCUCGGUCGCGUCAGAGCCAACUACAUAACAACUACUCGAACGACAAGAACAACAACGAUGGAGAAGAACCAGAGGAGGAGUUCCGCAUUCUACGGUAUCCAGCCGAACCAUGGGGGCGAGCAUCUCGCAGCCGAGCAACAGCCAUAAUCCCCUCUCGUCGAAUCAUCUCGUCUCUCAUCGAGGAUAUCUCGCAAUCCACAGUCCCUCAGGAUUGGACAGACACCGCACGAAGCCGUAGGACCCGUCAUGCCAGCAAUACUAAACGAGUCGCUCUUCUCAAACGUGCCAGGUCUUCAUCCAUUGCCUCUGUCAAUAACGCCACAGAGUCUAGCGACAGCGGAUCUACCUUCAACACACGAAAGUCAACAACAUCCUCCGCAAAGAAACGACCAGCAAAACAACAGCGAUCAGGACCACCGUCUUUAAGCGAUACUCUGAAUACGACUACUACUACCACCACCGCCACAACAUACUUGACUCCCAAGAAACCGACAUUGCCACGGAAACCGCCGCGUCCACGACACACUGAGACGCCACCAUCCCUCCAGGACGACCAUGUGGAAGUCUUGGUCGUGGACGACGAGGACGAAAAGGAGGAAGUUGUCGUUGUGGACGAGGAAGAUGAGACAACCGCAGUGACCAACUAUGGGGGUAACACGUCCGAGAGCGAUUACAGCCCUGGAAGGGAGACUAUGACACAGCGGCAGCGUCAGCAGGAGAGGAAGGCGAGACCCCGCAGGCGAGGCCUUUUACAGCAUGAUGAGGGUCAAGGUCAGGCAGUAAAGCAGAUUCAAGAGCUUGAGGAAGUACACCAGGAAGUGGACAGAGCAGCUGAGAUAUCCAACGUGGAUGGGCCAAAUCGCGCCGUCGAGCGAAUGGAUUGCGUUGUGAUACCUGUGGUGGACCACCCCGAGAGGAGUACUGCAGUCAGGUCCACCAAAAAGGGUCCCCCACUAAGUCUACGGACUGAUACAGAAAAAAUUACUAAAAAGGACUCCAAGCAGGAACCCGGUUUGAAGACAAGGACCGCCUCUACCACCAAGGAUACUACAUUGACCACCCAAUCACCCACCAAGGCAACGACAGCAAACAGUGCAAGACCAACUCCACGGAGAACCAUAGAAAUUGCACCGGUGCUCGACAUGAAAUUGGAUGCCCCGAGGCAGACCAGAUCGGAUGCAAGGAAUAAUCCCACCGCAACCCCGGAACCAACAAAGACCGUGCUACCAGUAAACGCACGGAUUCCCGUACAGGAACACCAGAGCUCACAACAGCCAUCCAAAGUUGUCCGCCCGUCACGCCAACCCUCAUCGACACAAGUACGAGCCAAGGCCUUUCAUGGGUGGUGGCUCAAGAGAAAGGAGAACCUGGCGCAGGAUGGGAACUUGGGCAUUGUGGUGCAAGGAAAUAUGAUCGAGCCGAAAGUUAUGACGUGGCACACGUCGACCAUCAAGGAUGCGCCAGAGCCGACUUUGGUCAUGACCUUCACAGGAUCGUAUUAUCGCCUCUACGGAUCAAUUGAUGUCCAAAAGAUGGAAGGCAAUGGCUUCUCCAAGGACAUGAUCAAGGCUUUCCGAAAUGGGUUUCCUGCCAACUGGAAGACAAUCUUGGGCAAAGAGUAUGAGAAACAGGCGGCAUCAACUGUAUCGAUGGGCAACGAGAGACCAAUCGACAAAAGAGUCGACACCACCGGUCAGAAUGACCAUAGUGCAUUGAAACGACAGGAGAUACCCUUGACACAACAACCGAGAGAGUCAGUACAGCGCGGCAAGCCAGUGGUGCAGCAGGGGAAACCGCAGCUAAGGCAGGCGACGCAGAAGGAGAAACGGAUUGUGAUAGAAAUCACACCGGAGGUUGAUUCGCCACGCAUGAUCGGAAAGGCAUCAAGAGGACCUGCUGUAGCACCUGUCGAACGAGCGCCUGUUCAAGUCAAGUCGUCGUCGUUGCCAUCCCAAGGUCCCAUUCUGGGACCGCCUACAAGCCGCACUUUGAACAUGGACGAGGCCGUCGAAAUUGUUACGACAGUAGCGCCUAGCAUAUCCCUGUCUAGGGGCUCUGCGGUAUCCAAAGCGACGACAAGAACCACCAACAACAAACCAAAAUCAUCGCCAUCCAGCUCACGCAAGAGAUCGGCGCCGACAUCAGCAGCACCCCCAACACCGUCAGCAAUAUCAACACAACCAGUGUCAACAUGGGCAGAGGUCCUAGAAAAAGUGACAGCGAGGGGUCAAUCGCCCACCCCUCGCCGCGCUUCAGUGCCUGACAGCGCGCCUUUGCGAGAGGACACGCCUGCGCAGCGACGAGCAUCAGCACCUGAUCAAUUGAUCACAACAAUGGGAACCUGGAAGGCUGUUGGUCCAACUGCCUAUGGAGUGGACAAGCUGUUGGACAAGGCACUGGAUGGAAACCUGCGUAUGAGGUCCAAGGCGGUUGUGGAGCAGAUCAGAGAACGCACGCGGCAUCAUCCAGAUUUGUCUGCAGUGGUUGUGGAUAGGGCUGUUGAAAAAGGAUGA